AUGCCAGUUGAAACACCUCGUUCAGCUGUGCUGAUGCUGCCCGUGCUUGCCCCACGGCAGGCGCACAUAGACACGUCGGCACCCCCGCCGCGAAAUAAGUCGAAGGCUCGCAUGGCUCGCAAACACGUUCAUAAGGUCUUGCAUCUGUUCAAUGCAUCUGGGUGUCCAAGUCUCAUGGUCACCGUGCCUUUUGUGCAUUUGUUUCUGGAUCCUGUGUGCCUGGUCACGCUCCACCAGUGCCCCCCCCCCCCCCCGAGGCAGCUGAGCUCGUGCCACAACCAGGGGCGCACCCGCAGACUCAGCCAACAGUUCCACAAGUCGGCCAACACUCCCAGCCUGCAGAGCAGCAGGCAGGUGUUGGAAUCGUGCCUCAGCCAGGGCCAUACCAGCAGACCCAGCAAACACUUCCACCCAGUCGAAAUUCUCAACCAGCUCUGCAGCCGCACGAACCCCAGCCACAGCUUGCACCACCUCGGCAGCGGCCAGGUGUUGGGAUCGUGCCUCAGCCAGGGCCAUACCCACAGACACAGCCAACAAUGCCACCACCUAGGCGACGAUCAGCUCCCCAGCCGCACGAGCCCCAGCCACAGCUUGCACCACCUGGGCAGCAGGCAGGUGGUGGGAUCGUGCCUCAGCCAGGUGCGUACCCACAGCCAACAAUUGCACCACAUCGGCAAAGAUCUCAACCAGCUCUCCAGCUGCACGAACCCCAACCACAGCUUGCACCACCUGGGCAGCCGGCAGAGGUUGGGAUCGUGCCUCAGCCCGGUCCGUACCCCCCGACCCAGCCAACAAUGCCACCAACCAGGCAAAGAUCUCAACCAGUACUGCAGCCGCACGAGCCCCAGCCACAGCUUGCACCACCUGGACAGCAGGCGGGUAUUGGGAUCGUGCCUCAGCCAAGUCCGCAGACCCAGCCAACAUAUCCACCGUCCAUUCAAGAAUCCCAAACAGGACUCCAGCCGCACGAGUCCCAACCACAGCUUGCACCGCCUGGGCAGCAGGCAGGUAUUGGGAUCGUGCCUCAGCCAGGUCCGUACCCGCAGACCCAACCAACAAUUCCACCAACCAGGCAAAGAUCUCAACCAGUACUGCAGCCGCAUGAGCCCCAGCCACAGCUUGCACCACCUGGACAGCAGGCGGGUGUUGGGAUCGUGCCUCAGCCAGGUCCGUAUCCACAGCCAACAAUUGCACCACACAGGCAAAGAUCUCAACCAGCACUGCCGCCGUACGAACCCCAACCACAGCUUGCACCUCCUGGGCAGCCGGCAGAUGUUGGGAUCGUGCCUCAUCCAGGUCCGCACCCGCAGACCCAGCCAACGCUUCCACCACCCAGUCAAAAGACUCAACCAGCUCUUCAGGCACACGAACCACAGCCACACCCUGCACCAGCUGGGCAGCACUCAGGUAGGAUCGUGCCUCAGCCAGGUCCGUACCCGCAGACCCAGCCAACACCAACACUUCCACCACCCAGUCAAGAAUCCCAAACAGCACUCCAGCCGCACGAGUCCCAACCACAGCUUGCACCACCUGGGCAGCAGGCAGGUAUUGGGAUCGUGCCUCAGCCAGGUCCGUACCCACAGACCCAGCCAACACUUCCACCUCCCAGCCAAGAAUCCCAAAACUCACUCCAGCCGCACGAACCCCUGGCACCACCAGGGCAGCAGAUAG
Messenger RNA from Symbiodinium natans, 1671 nucleotides. The record is from the annotation of a GenBank genome assembly. NCBI's taxonomy places the organism in Eukaryota, Dinophyceae, Suessiales, Symbiodiniaceae.